GAGAUAGCAGGGGAGGAAUGGAGCUUAAAGAAACUAUUUCUGCAACCUUUUAACACUGAGCGGACUGUAACUGGGAUGAGUGACUUGGUGAGCUUGUGAUUUACUUUUAGCUGAGGGUAAGAUGGUCAUGUAAUAAAAUAAUAAAAAAAGACAGAAAAAGCCAAAAGAGAAACGUCACUACCACUGUCAGUCGGCUUCAUAUCAAAGUGCUUAAUGGCUGUUACCCAGGCUGUGCUCCCUUCCAUCAGCUCCUUCUCUAACCUCGCUAACACCAGUGACAUGAAAGUGUGGAUGUCUGAGGGUGUCUCUCUUCCUCUGGACUCUCUGGACAACAGACUGUCCUCAAGCAGCUCUGAGCAGCUGCAGGUCUCUCAACAAAUGACAGAGGAGCUCCUGGACGAUGACAGCCAGGCUUCCUGGGACAUUGAGUUCCUGCUGGCUGACUGGAGCAGCACAUCACCUGAAGUCAACCCUUCUCUGGACAACAACAGUCAACGGCUCCCACAGCUCGACCCAAACAGAGCGUAUCAAGGGGCAGGCAUGUUCAAGGACCAACACGGACAGGAGCGUCUGCAGGUGGAGAGUGGUAGCCUCAUGGCUGAGCUUCUGUCCCCCACUGGAACAACAGUGUCUGUCCAGCCAGAGUUGUACCACCAUGGUUAUAAUGACGACCAAACAGGUCGGACUUCAAUUCCCGGUCUGCAUAAUGUAGAUCAGUUUGGCUUCCCUCUGGGGAGCAGUGUGGAAAGGCACAACAGAGGAAAUAUCAGUAAAGUCGCAACAUGGGAAUUCAGCGCUUACUACCCCCAACAACAGCCUUCCCUGCUGACCUUCCCUGACAGCAGGUUCAUCCCACCUCAAGCUGUGACCUCUGACCCUCGACACUACAGCUACAUGCCCCACUUUAACCACAACGCCAACCUUUUCUGCGACUACACCCACAACCAGGCUGCUGGUCACUUGCCCCUUCAUCAGCAGCCCAUGCUGGUCAGACCCCAGCUGCCUCCUGGUGGGGUGGAGGGGAAGCGUGGUCGAAGGGCCGCAGGCAAGAAGAGGCCUGCCAUCCACAGCUGUGAAUACCCAGGCUGCAGCAAGACCUACACUAAGAGCUCACACCUCAAGGCUCACCUUCGCACCCACACAGGGGAGAAGCCUUACCACUGUUCAUGGGAGGGCUGCAACUGGAAAUUUGCCCGCUCAGAUGAGCUCACGCGCCACUACCGUAAGCACACAGGGCAAAAACCCUAUGAGUGUGUGCUGUGUCAGAGGGCCUUCUCCCGCUCCGACCACCUGGCUCUGCACAUGAAGAGACACACCUGAUGGUCACGCACACACAUACACGCACACAAAAAUACCAGUGCCAUUAAACUAGCAUUAAAGCACUCUUCAAAGCAUUUUUUAAAACUCUAAUUCUCACCCAGUUAUGCAUGAGUUUGAGACUCAGUGACCUCCAACAUCAACAUAACAUCCUCGCAGUGUUAACCUUUAAUGUGUACUUGAUUAUCUAGUUGGUUAACUAUACAGGCCAGUCAUUGUGCACUGUUAAAACUCAAUUUCAAUUUAUGUAUUUUCCUCAUUUGCUUGUCUGUUAAGUUCGAAAGACAAAUGACUAAACAACUAAAAGAAAUGACGGAUAUCCACAGUUAUUGACUGACCAUCAAAUAUUGACUUAUUAACCAAUUAUAUUUAAUGUGACAAACUUUUAAUUAGGUUGAGGUUGGAUUGCAAGAACCCUAAUUGAUUAAACAUCAUGAAGACACAACCUUGGUUAUUUUCAGUCAAGUGCUGGGACUUGACUAUAUGUUGAACUGAGUUAGUCUCUCUCUCUUUCUCUAACCCUAACACACAUAAAGACAUACACACAUUUUCCCGCUGAGGACCUUCAGUAGAGUACAAUAAACUUUAACACUAACAAAAGACCUACUGACAGAUGUGUGUAACAGGUUAUAAUAAUAUAUCCUGUAGUAACUCAGGGCUCAUUUGACAAAGUCAUGACAGCUUAGUUUUAUUACCGCUGAGAUGGUAUCUUUGUCUCUCUCUCUCUCUUUCUCUUAAUGAUUGUAGCUUUAAGUAUGUGCUUAUACAGUGAAUUUUUGUCAACUUUUUUGUGUCUGUGUGGGGAAUUUUAAUUUAAGAAAAAUAUGUAUGCUUUUUGUCUCAUAGUUGUAAAUAAGCUACAUUUUUCUCAGUUGUUUGUCAUCAUUGCAAAGUGAGCAACAUAUUUAUUAAGAUGAUCUUUUAUGUCAACAGAAGAUACUAUAUAAUUAACAAUGAUUUUUUAUAUUCUGACAACAGUGUUUUAAAGUGAUUUAGUUAUGUUUUCUUUGUCAUAUUCCA
Messenger RNA from Scomber japonicus (chub mackerel), 2337 nucleotides. RefSeq names its product Kruppel-like factor 1 (erythroid) (gene klf1). The transcript is spliced from 3 exons. NCBI's taxonomy places the organism in Eukaryota, Metazoa, Chordata, Actinopteri, Scombriformes, Scombridae. Gene Ontology annotation, molecular function: DNA-binding transcription factor activity, RNA polymerase II-specific; RNA polymerase II cis-regulatory region sequence-specific DNA binding. Gene Ontology annotation, biological process: regulation of transcription by RNA polymerase II. The coding region runs from base 214 to 1320 and encodes 368 amino acids. The record is from RefSeq and is a predicted model, not a curated record.